CCUCUCUCGGCCCGGCCAUCUUGUGGGAAGAGCUGAAGCAGGCGCUCUUGGCUCGGCGCGGCCCGCUGCAAUCCGUGGAGGAACGCGCCGCCGAGCCACCAUCAUGCCUGGGCACUUACAGGAAGGCUUCGGCUGCGUGGUCACCAACCGAUUCGACCAGUUAUUUGACGACGAAUCGGACCCCUUUGAGGUGUUGAAGGCAGCAGAGAAUAAGAAAAAAGAAGCCGGCGGGGGCGGCGUUGGGGGCCCUGGGGCCAAGAGCGCAGCUCAGGCCGCAGCCCAGACCAACUCCAACGCGGCAGGCAAACAGCUGCGUAAAGAGUCCCAGAAAGACCGCAAGAACCCGCUGCCCCCCAACGUUGGCGUGGUUGACAAGAAAGAGGAGACGCAGCCGCCCGUGGCGCUUAAGAAAGAAGGAAUAAGACGUGUUGGAAGAAGACCUGAUCAACAGCUGCAAGGUGAAGGGAAAAUAAUUGAUAGGAGACCAGAAAGGCGACCACCUCGUGAACGACGAUUUGAAAAGCCACUUGAAGAAAAGGGUGAAGGAGGAGAAUUUUCAGUUGAUAGACCGAUUAUUGAUCGGCCCAUCCGAGGCCGUGGUGGUCUUGGAAGAGGUCGAGGAGGCCGUGGACGUGGAAUGGGCCGAGGAGAUGGAUUUGAUUCUCGUGGCAAACGUGAAUUUGAUAGGCAUAGUGGAAGUGAUAGAUCUUCUUUUUCACAUUACAGUGGCCUGAAGCAUGAGGAUAAACGUGGAGGUAGCGGAUCUCACAACUGGGGAACUGUCAAAGAUGAAUUAACAGAGUCCCCAAAAUACAUUCAGAAACAAAUAUCUUAUAAUUGCAGUGACUUGGAUCAAUCUAAUGUGACUGAGGAAACACCUGAAGGUGAAGAGCACCCAGUUGCAGACACUGAAAAUAAGGAGAACGAAGUUGAAGAAGUAAAGGAAGAGGGUCCAAAAGAAAUGACUUUGGAUGAGUGGAAAGCUAUUCAAAAUAAGGACCGGGCAAAAGUAGAAUUUAAUAUCCGAAAACCAAAUGAAGGUGCUGAUGGGCAAUGGAAGAAGGGAUUUGUUCUUCAUAAGUCAAAGAGUGAAGAGGCUCAUGCUGAAGAUUCAGUUAUGGACCAUCAUUUCCGGAAGCCAGCAAAUGAUAUAACGUCUCAGCUGGAGAUCAAUUUUGGAGACCUUGGCCGCCCAGGACGUGGUGGCAGGGGAGGACGAGGUGGCCGUGGGCGUGGUGGACGUCCAAACCGUGGCAGCAGAACUGACAAGUCAAGUGCUUCUGCUCCUGAUGUAGAUGACCCUGAGGCAUUCCCAGCUCUGGCGUAACUGGAUGCCAUAAGACAACCCUGGUUCCUUUGUGGACCCUCCCAUCUGAGGUUUUGCAUGCUUAAGGAUCCCAAACGACUUAAGAAUUUAAAAAAAAAAAAAAAAAAAAAGACUGUCAUUCAUACCAUUCACACCUAAAGACUGAAUUUUAUCUGUUUUGAAAAUGAACUUCUCUCGCUACACAGAAGUAACAAUAUGGUAGUCAGUUUUGUAUUUAGAAAUGUAUUGGUAGCAGGGAUGUUUUCAUAAUUUUCAGAGAUUAUGCAUUCUUCAUGAAUACUUUUGUAUUGCUGCUUGCAAAUAUGCAUUUCCAAACUUGAAAUAUAGGUGUGAACAGUGUGUACCAGUUUAAAGCUUUCACUUCAUUUGUGUUUUUUAAUUAAGGAUUUAGAUGUUCUCCCAAUUACAAACUGGUUUUAAAUAUUGGACAUAAUAUCAGUUUUAAUACCUGCUUUGCAUUUUCACACAUGGUCAGCUGGGUCAUGUAAACUUUGAUUUGUCAAAUUUUAUGCUGUGUGGAAUACUAAUACUACUUUAUGUAUUUUAACUUAGUUUUAAUAUUUUCAUUUCUGGGGAAAAUCUUUUUUCACUUCUCAUGAUAGCUGUUAUAUAUGCUAAAUCUUUAUAUACAGAAAUAUCAGUACUUGAACAAAUUCAAAGCACAUUGGUUUAUUAACCCUUGCUCCUGCAUGGUUCAUUAGGUUCAAAUUUAUAAUUGACACGAUUUCAAGUAUAUUUACUUCUACAAUGUGUGGCUUUCCCAUUUAAAAAACCAGACUAGACACCUUAUUGGUGGAAGUUUAAGCUACUUAUUGUUGAUACACAUUCUACCAAGUGAAGUAGUUUCAUGGGGGUUGGGUUUUUUCCCCCUCCAAAGGGUGGGUGGAACAAGUUGAUUUGGCUACUGCAUAAUAUUUAAACUGUUAUAUAAAAUAAGCAUCUAGCCACUUAGUAUGAUAUAUGUGUAUGGAAGGUCCCAAAUCAAAAUUGUUCUUCCAUAAUCAACAACCCUUUAACCCUUCCUUUUUCUAAAGAAACCAAAGGGCACUGGUUUGUAUGGUAAGAUGGGGGAGUAUGUUAAUUUUUGGAAUUUGGAAAGCAGACAGCUUUACUUUAUAAGGUUGGAACAGCAGCACCGUCCAUGAAAUAUAAACCAAAAAUCUUA
This is a messenger RNA of Neogale vison (American mink), 2492 nucleotides long. It is a transcript of the gene SERBP1, whose product is annotated as SERPINE1 mRNA binding protein 1. The transcript has 8 exons. The record is from RefSeq and is a predicted model, not a curated record. Gene Ontology annotation, cellular component: cytoplasm; nucleus. The coding region runs from base 104 to 1327 and encodes 407 amino acids. Gene Ontology annotation, molecular function: mRNA 3'-UTR binding. NCBI's taxonomy places the organism in Eukaryota, Metazoa, Chordata, Mammalia, Carnivora, Mustelidae.